CCUUUCUCCUCCUCCUCCUCCUCCUCCUCCUCUUCCUGCUGCUGCUGUAAUAGGAGCACUUGUCGCCAUGGUGACGCCGUGUCCUUUGAUCAUCUGAUCCGUUCUUGUUCGGGUUCUGCUGCAGGAUCGGGAAUCCCUCCCUCUCCUCGCGGGUGAUGGAGCAUCUUCCUCCUCCGGGUCCUGCAGCCUGACCCGCCAUGCCGAGCCGACAAAAGCAGCUCCUGUUCUCUGUGUCCGGCCUCCUCGGCCUCUCCUGCGCCCUGACGGCCGCGGUGGCCGCCGGCCUGCCCUUCUGGCUCCGCGGGGCCGUGCUGUGCCGCACCGGAGCGGAGCUCGUCAACGCCACCGGACCCGAGCUGGACAAGUUCCUGGGGGAGCUGAGCUACGGCCUGUUCCACGGACACCGGGUGAAGCAGUGCGGCCUGGGGGGCAGACCGUUCCGGUUUUCAUUCUUCCCAGACCUACUGAGUGGCAUCCCUGCAGGCCUCCAUCUCACCAUCAUCUUCCUUUGUGGUGUUUUGGUGCUCUUCUCCUCCGUGGCCUCCGGCUUCUUCUUCUUCAACGCUUUCGGGCGACCAUACGAGACCCUGCAGGGUCCCCUAGGACUCUACCUCUGGACCUUCAUCUGCUGUCUGAGCAGCAGUUUGGUUCUGAUUCUGUUCGCAUCAGAGGUGAAGAUCCAUCGUCUGUCUGAACGCAUCGCCAACUUUAAUGAGGAGAACUUUGUUUUCCAGACGUACACCGAACGUUACGACCGGUCCUUCUGGCUCUUCUUCCUCAUUUUCUUCCUCCAUGGACUGAAUGCGGUUCUGAUCCGAAUGGCCGGGAUCCAGUUCCCCUUCCAGGAGAACAAAGAGGUGGACCUGAGAGGGGGGGCAGCUGAUCUCAUGUACUGAGGAGGUCCGAAACAGGCUCAGAAAACCAGCUUCAGGUCCACCAGAACUCCCCCACAACCAGGAUCAGACUGGAUCUGGUCCCAUGGUGCUGAGCGGACUCGUCCAAGGUGGCGUACUGGGUCACAUGAUCUGUUGGUCAUGAUCAUAAUCAUCUUCAUCAUCACCAUCAAUGACCUCGCUGCUUUCUGACCUACUCUACUCUAGAAGAAGAAAUCUAUGAUGUGAUGAAGAUGAUAACGAUAAAGAUGAUUAGGAUGAUGAUGAGGAAGAUGAAGAUGGUUAUGAUGAU
Messenger RNA from Melanotaenia boesemani (Boeseman's rainbowfish), 1185 nucleotides. RefSeq names its product clarin 1 (gene clrn1). The record is from RefSeq and is a predicted model, not a curated record. Gene Ontology annotation, biological process: equilibrioception; sensory perception of sound. Lineage: Eukaryota; Metazoa; Chordata; Actinopteri; Atheriniformes; Melanotaeniidae. Bases 198 to 896 code for a protein of 232 amino acids. The transcript is spliced from 3 exons.